GAGCUGGGAUUGGCUGGGGCGCGUGGGCUGGGGCGGGACGAGACGGUUAGGAGCUCGUGCCUGGGCCGGAUCCCGGCUGUCUGAGGGGCGCGGAGACCUGCGGGAGGGAGACGGCCGCAGCAUGGCGGCCGGCAGCGCACCGCCCUUCCCUCAGCCUUCCUGUCGCAGCCGCUUGGACCCUGUGGUGCGAGAGUGCUUGCUGUGAGCCCGCCGCGCGUCAGCCCGCCGUCCGCCCGCCCUCCUUUCCUUGUCGCCUCUGCCAGCCCGGAGGGCGGCCGGGCGCGCCGCGCCCACCCGCCGGGGCCCUGGGACCAUGGAAGACGUGAAACUGGAGUUCCCCUCGCUCCCGCAGUGCAAAGACGACGCCGAGGAAUGGACUUACCCUAUGAGACGAGAGAUGCAGGAAGUUUUGCCUGGAUUGUUCUUAGGCCCAUACUCUUCUGCUAUGAAAAGCAAGCUACCUAUACUGCAGAAACAUGGCAUAACUCAUAUAAUUUGCAUACGGCAAAAUAUUGAAGCAAACUUUAUUAAACCAAACUUUCAACAAUUAUUUAGAUAUUUAGUCUUGGAUAUUGCUGAUAAUCCAGUUGAAAACAUAAUCCGUUUUUUCCCUAUGACUAAAGAGUUCAUUGAUGGAAGCUUACAAAAUGGAGGAAAAGUUCUUGUCCAUGGGAAUGCAGGUAUCUCUAGAAGUGCCGCCUUUGUUAUUGCAUACAUCAUGGAGACAUUUGGGAUGAAGUACAGAGAUGCAUUUGCUUAUGUCCAAGAAAGAAGAUUUUGUAUUAAUCCUAAUGCUGGAUUUGUCCACCAACUUCAGGAAUAUGAAGCCAUCUACUUAGCAAAAUUAACAAUACAGAUGAUGUCACCACUCCAAAUAGAAAGGUCCUUAUCUGUUCAUUCUGGUACCACAGGUAGUGUGAAGAGAACACAUGAAGAAGAUGAUGACUUUGGAAACAUGCAAGUGGCAACCGCACAGAACGUGCCUAUCCAGCACGAUAUACUGGAGACAGUCUCAGACACGAGGGACUGCCACCAUGUUGAACACAGUUGA
Mastomys coucha (southern multimammate mouse) is the source of this 1051-nucleotide messenger RNA. RefSeq names its product serine/threonine/tyrosine interacting protein (gene Styx). Bases 314 to 1051 code for a protein of 245 amino acids. Gene Ontology annotation, molecular function: protein tyrosine/serine/threonine phosphatase activity; F-box domain binding. Gene Ontology annotation, biological process: protein dephosphorylation; regulation of ERK1 and ERK2 cascade; negative regulation of SCF-dependent proteasomal ubiquitin-dependent catabolic process. The transcript is spliced from 12 exons. Gene Ontology annotation, cellular component: nucleoplasm; cytoplasm. Lineage: Eukaryota; Metazoa; Chordata; Mammalia; Rodentia; Muridae. The record is from RefSeq and is a predicted model, not a curated record.